Messenger RNA from Corticium candelabrum, 1557 nucleotides. RefSeq names its product regulator of chromosome condensation-like. Bases 31 to 1344 code for a protein of 437 amino acids. Gene Ontology annotation, cellular component: cytoplasm. NCBI's taxonomy places the organism in Eukaryota, Metazoa, Porifera, Homoscleromorpha, Homosclerophorida, Plakinidae. The record is from RefSeq and is a predicted model, not a curated record. The transcript is spliced from 2 exons. Gene Ontology annotation, molecular function: guanyl-nucleotide exchange factor activity.
UUAGAUUGGCGGUCUAUUAUUGUCUUUUGCAUGCCUCGUACUAAAGGGAAACGUCGUCGUAAUGGUCAGGCGACAAAUCAACAUGCCAAGUCAUCCGAUGAGUCUAACGAGUCAGGCUCGAAGAAACAACGAGGGACACAUUCUUCUGAUGACACUCGUAGCGGUUUGGUGUUAACGUUAGGUGAGGGAGAUGUAGGUCAGUUAGGCUUGGGAGAGGAGAUUAUGGAAAGGAAGCGGCCGGCGAUCGUUCCAUCUAUUGCAGAUAGAUCUGUAGUUCAGGUCGUAUGUGGUGGCAUGCACACGGUCGCUCUUACGACCGACGGUAAGGUCUACUCGUGGGGAUGUAACGAUGAAGGUGCAUUGGGACGACGGACAUCCGGGAUGCACCAGGAGUCAGUACCCGGAUUAGUCUCAUUUCCUGAACACGUAGUACAAGUGAGUGCUGGAGAUAGCCACACUGUUGCUCUUACCGACGAUGGAAAGGUUUUCUGUUGGGGAAGUUUUAGAGAUGCGAAUGGACCGAUAGGUUUGACUCCCGAUCAAAAGAAAUUAGAAAUUCCGAUAAAAAUUAUUGAUAACACAUCGAGCUAUGGCCGUGCUGUCGGCAUUAGUUCAGGCAAUGAUCACGUGGCAGUGGUAACAAGCCGUGGUAUUCUUCUAUCGUGGGGUGUAGCAGAGCAAGGACAACUGGGAAGAAUUGCCGAAUGUCUAUCAGUCCGAGGAGGAAGGAGAGGAUUAGCAGCAAUCCUCAAUCCCGGAGUUGUCCGCUUUACAAGACGUCAUGGUCGUUGUCCUUUUAUAACCAAUGUAUUUUGUGUGAGCUACCACACGUUUGCCAUUAGUAGCAAUGAUGAAGUAUUUGCUUGGGGUUUGAAUAACUACGGCCAACUUGGUCUGGGAGAUACCACAAAACACUUCAUGCCUGGUCACAUGACUGACCUUCCGAGUCACAACGGCAAGAAAGUCAGUCUCGUUCAAUUUACAGGCGGUCAGCAUCAUUCGAUUGCGCUUGGAUCAAAUGGACGAGUCUAUGUCAUGGGUCGAACAGACUAUGGUCGCUUAGGACUAGGAGAGGGGGUUGAGGAACCACACAUACCUGUAGAGAUACCAGAAUUCCAGAAUGUUAAAGUUGUUGCAGGUGGAGGAGCAGUAUCACUAGCCGUGACAAACGAGGGUGUUGCAUAUGCGUGGGGAAUGGGCACCAACUACCAACUAGCCGCUGAUGAAGACAAUGACGUUCAUUCUCCAGAUAGAAUGAGAGGGAAGAACUUGGAAGGCAAGAAAGUCAUUUCAAUAUCAGCUGGUGGUCAACACACUGCAUUAUUAGUGUGUCAAAAGGAUUAGGACAGAAUUGUCUUGAUGUGCAUGUGUGUGAGUGUGAGUGUGUGUUCUUACAGUCAGUGUCAUACAUGUAUGUUCCAUAUGGGUUUAAUGAAUGUAUAUACGCUGCAUUUACUGUUUUGAGUGUACAUUCCGUGCAAUGGAUAUUGCUUUGGGUUUUGAAGGAAGUCGGAAGAGCUAGAUUGACAACAUUCUAUGAUAAUAGAGUACAAUAGU